Molecule: messenger RNA, 4130 nt
Organism: Mya arenaria
Lineage: Eukaryota; Metazoa; Mollusca; Bivalvia; Myida; Myidae
Product: cingulin-like
Exons: 18
Coding region: 27-1301 (424 amino acids)
Biological process (GO): actomyosin structure organization; peptidyl-threonine phosphorylation
Cellular component (GO): cytoskeleton; cytoplasm
Molecular function (GO): protein serine/threonine kinase activity
Source: RefSeq, a predicted model, not a curated record
AUUAGGGCUUAUAGGAAAUAAUUGUCAUGCAUUACAGAACAAGUGCAAAUUACUGUCGAACGUUCCAAACUGGAUCAAACGCGAGGACAAUUGAGUUCAAGGCACGAAAGGGACUCGAAAAAGAAUCACUGCAAGCGAAACAGAGCUUAGAAAAGACUGAAAAGACAAGGAAGGAGCUGUGUGACAAGCUAAAACAUGUGAAACAUGACCUUGAGACGUCCGAAAAGACAAGGCAGGAACUGUGUUAUGAGCUGAAACUAGUGAAACAAGACCUGGAAAAUUCAGAAAAGACCAGGAAGCAACAAUGUGAUGAGCUGAAACAAGAGCUUGAUACUUCGGAAAAGGUGAGACCUUUUACAAAUUGGUUAAACACAAGGCAAAAACUCUGUGAUGAGCUGGAACGAGUGAAAAAAGACCUUGAUAAUUCAGAAAAGAGAAGAAACACAUUCGAAAAAGAUUUACUGCAAGCGAAGCUGGUCACAGAACAAUCUGAAAAGAAAAGGCUGAAACUGUGUGAUGAGCUGGAACAUGUGAAACAAGACCUGGAUCAUUCAGAAAAGACACAGAACCAACUAAGAGAUGAGCUGAAAGGUGUCAAACAAGACCUUUAUCAUUCAGAAAAGACAAGAAAGCAGUUCGAACAAAAGUUACUGAAAGCGAAACAGGACAUAAAGAAUUCUGAAAAGACACAGAAGGAACUGCGUGAUGAGCUGAAACGAGUGAAACAAGACCUAUAUCAUUCAGAAAAGACAAAGAAGAGAUUCGAACAAGAUUUACUAAAAACGAAACCGGGCAUAGAGAAAUCUGUAAAAGAACGAGCGGUUGUCACUGCACAGCUUUCACCCCUGAAAGAAAAUAUCAAGUGGACUCAACCAACUGGAACAGUUGAUGUCAAGAAGAAAUUUGCUUUUAUCAAUUUGAUUUUUACAUUCCCAGAUGGCAUUCAAACGACGCACCAUCCGUCCCCGGGAAAACCGUAUAAAGGCGGCAGGUUCACAGGACACUUGUGUACAGACUCUGAUGGCGAGCUGCUAUGUAGGAUGUUAAAGGCGGCAUUCAAGAAAGGGUUGAUGUUCAACUUUGGAAAGGAAGGAAAAGUUGUCCUGGAUGGCGUCACCUUGUAUAAUAGGCCAUUGUAUGAUUUCAAAGAAUGGAAGACAUACGAUGCAUACACACAGACAUUGAAAGCGCAGCUGUCAGCCAAAGGUAUCACAGAGGCGAAUAUAGAUCAGACGGAGGAUCUAUUCGAGACCUUAAAUGUCAACGGUUCAUGUUUGUUCGAUGCUGCGCCGAGUUCUUAAAUGAGAUGUUAGUGGACUUUGCAGACAAGGGCAUAACAGAGGCAAAUGCAGAACUUUAAUGUGCUUAUAUGUCUGUUGUCCCAGGUCGUCUGUGUUGGAUAUACAUUUUUUUCAAAGAUAUCCUGUUCAAAAAUAAUUAAGCGUAUUGCAAAUGAUAUUUCAUUAGAUCAUUUACUCAAUUUAAGAACAUAAAAUGUGGCUGUUUCAGAGGAUUCAAAUAAUUACGUUUGAUGAUUAUUUUAUUUGUCGAUACUACACGCUCAGAUUUUAACUUUUCCAUAAGAAGAUCAAUAGUAGCUAUAUACCGGAGCGUUUGGCUAAAAGUAGAACAAGCAUGAACCGUGGGUACAAUGUAAAUCAUAUAUAUCAGCAAUAUUGAUGUUCAUACAAUUGUGUUUUUUUUAAGUUUGAAUAUGCUUUGUAAAUCUAAUGAGUUUCCCUGAAUCUUUUAAUCCACUAUGCGUAUUACCCAGCAUAAUAUAGACAAUAGUUGUUCAUUCGUUUGGCUGUUUCAUUGAUGCUCUGUUGUCUGUCCCUCGCUAAGUGUAAGUUAAGCCUUAACCUUUUGCAUUCUAUAUAGGAAUAAAAAAAUUAUCAUGUGUUUCCGGGUCCGAAUAGAAAAAUCCGAACCGUUGACCCGCGCGGAAGCGGGUACAGAGGCUUAUCAAGUUACCGGCCACUAAGCUUGCCCGAAGAUCGGAUUUUCUUUAUCCGGAUAGUUGAAGCAUGAUUUGUAUUUCUUAAAUACCUAUAGAUAUAAAAGUGUUGUAAAUCAGGCUAGAUAACAUCUCUGUCACCAAAAAAAAAAUUGAGCGAUUUUGCUUACUGUGAAAUAAUGACGCGAAGUAAUUUCAGAUUACUGUUGGUCUCAAAUAGUUGACUUUUUUUUUUCCUUUAAGAUUAUAAUUCUUGCGUAAAUAUAUAUUUAAUUUCUUUAUUGAAGACAUAGUGAACUUUUAAUUGACCAUACAAUAACAUAGAUAAGAUAUGGUUCGUAUUAGCGAGUUACUCCUUUGGCAUGGGGUGCCAGAUGGAUAUUUCAAGCAUGGCUGUACUCACCGGAGAUGCCUAUCCGGUGUGCAAAAAUCGUUUUUGAAAUACAUUGAAUAAAUGAUAUUUAUAAUAUAAUAUUUGGUUGUAAUUUUGCUUAUUCUUGAUGUGUGUUGUAUACUAAUAGUACGUCCUUUAAAAGGAUUUGAUAAUUCGUAUGAAUUUAGAAUGUUAUUUUUAGUCAUGUGCAAUGUGUGUGUUUGUUGUUUUGUAUUCAUCUUAAUAUUAAUGGGUGUUACCAAUCAUGAAUAACAAUGCUAUGAUAGUUACCCAUGCAUAAUAUAUAAAUACACACAAACGUAUUGCGCUUGUUAACAUGUCAUGUUUUGAAUGCUCACAUUUAAAAAAAGCUAUAAAUGUUCAUAUAUAUAUAUGGUACAAUGGAAACCUCAGGCUCACGUCACGCAGUCAAUUCCUCAACUUUGGCAUUUUUCAAGGAUCAAUAAUUAACAACAUAAACGCGUCACAAGUCAAUGAAUAGUGUAGUUAACAUUUAUAUUGUAUCAAUUCAUGGUGGGUUAACAUCAGUCUGAUUGUCAGUGAGAACAGGAGAUUGCUUUGGGUUAAGGUCAAAUCUUGAAUGCUUGACCACAAAGACGUAAUCUGACUCAUACAAAAUGUUUCGUUAUCGUAUUUGGUAUUAUAAACUAUAUUGCAUAGCGCUCAACAUUAAUAUGAUAAAUUGAGGAUAAAUGUUGUCUUAAUUGUGAAGUUGAGCGCGCAUCAAAUGCCUCUUAUCCUAGUCGCCUCGCCUUUUACAGGCCGUUCCGACAUGUAAGUAUAAAUAUUUUUAAGUACAUGUAUGGUCGAACAGUGAUGUGUAUACGAUUUAUGUAUCUCGUUUGAAGUGUUUCAGCUUCUAUUAUUUUGCCUCGUAAGACAUUGGUUGUUUAAUUAUAUGACUUCUUGGCUUGACCCUGUAGUUUCCUAUGUAACAUUACAAUUGAUCAAAAUGCAUUUCUUGUUUAGUGUGGCCUGCAGUAGUAAUACACUACAUGCAAAGUUUUGUUGUGUUACGUUACAAAAGAGAUAAAAUCGAAAUGUUUAUACACACUUUCGGAGAUAUUUGUUGAAGAGUUGUUUUAUGUAUAAUUUGUAAAACUUUAUGUCUUGCAGGUAUUAUCGUGUAUAUCACUUUUAAUGUAAUUGCAUACGACAAUUCUCUAGAUACUAUCAAUUAUACAAUCAGAAAGUUUAACUUUUAACGUAUUAUAUCAGCUUUAUCAUCUAGGUCAAGUCAUAAUACUAUAUUAAACGGUUACGUUAGCUAGUGAUAGUAGUAUAUAAAUGCAAGGUAUAUACAUGUAGUAUAUACGUGACAAACUUUGAGAUAAAAAAAAACGCAGAGCUAUGCAGUUUACUACGACAGAAAUCAAUUGGAUAGAGGAUUAAUCUUAUGUUCUUUUAUUGUAUCUAACAUUGUAUUUUAUAUUGUCUUGGAGGCGCUGCAAGUGUCAAUUGCAACUGUAUAAUUUCAUGAUACGGUAUUCAACGCUUGUAGACAUUUCAUAAUAUAAUUAGAAAAAAUGUAGUCAUUGUCAAACUAUGUUUUCGAAAUAAAUGUAUGUCCAUUUUUUUUUGUCCACAAUGUGCUCAAUUAAAUUGUCAACGCAUGUUAUAUUUUAAGGAGAAUGAAUAAUGCAUAACUGUUUUGCUUGAUUUUUUACAUCUUUUUGCCUGUCUGGAAGGUAAGUUUUCAUAUUUGAACCAGACAAAAGACAUACUUAUACCAAUUGUAUAUGGCUUUGUAUAUCAUAGAAAAUAAAAUUACCAUUAGUA